AUGACGAGCAUUAAAGAAGUUAAAUCAAAUCAACCUUCGGAUGAUGAUAUAGGCAAUACACCAAGUCGCGUUCAUACUCUAGAGCAGGAUAAUAGUCAUGAUUUAACUCCAGAUAUUAGUGGUUCUGAUCAAGAUCUUGAAAAUUCGUUGGAUGAAAAAUUAAUUGAAAAUGAUCCAGAUAUCGAUGGGGGAUAUGCUUGGGUAAUAGUUAUAGCAAUCAUCCUCUAUAACUUUCUGACGUGGGGAGGAAACUCAGGAUUUGCUAUAUACCUCCUGACGUAUCUUGAAAACAACAGGUUUGAAAAUGCUGAUAAAAUGGAUUAUGCUUAUAUUGGUGGAAUUGCAUUUGGAGUCGGCGUUUUGUUCAGUCCUUUCAUCACGGUGCUAAUUGGAUUAAUUGGAUUCAAAAAUGUUCUUAUAAUCGGGAAUUGCUUACAAUUUACUGCUUUGAUGUUGGCAAGUUUUGCUACAAAGUUAUGGCAAUUAUAUUUGACUCAAGGUUUGAUGAAUAGUUUUGGUUUAGCUUUUAUUUCAAUUCCUGCUAUAACUUUAUUACCUCAAUAUUUUAAAAAGAAGAGAGUUUUAGCUAUGGGUUUAGGAACUGCAGGUUCUGGUCUUGGUGGAAUUGUUUACAAUUUAGCAAUGAAUAAACUUGUCGAAGUUAGAAGUGUUUCGUGGGCUCUAAGAGCUCAAAGUAUCAUGCAAUUUGGGAUGGUUUGGAUUGCGAUCCUAAUAACAAAAAGUAAGACUGAGAACUACAAUAUCGAAUUUAAAUUAUAUGAUGCUAAAAUUAUGAAAUCAUUAUUAUUUUGGCUCAUAAUAUUUUUCACAAUUACUUGUAGUUUUGGCUAUGUUAUUCUAUUAUAUCAAUUGGCAAAUUUCACUGUUAGUUUAGGUUAUAGUGAAUAUCAAGGUUCAAUAGUGUCUGCCAUGGUUCAAGUUGGUUCCUGUUUUGGUAGACCCCCUGUUGGUUAUUUAUCAGAUAGAUUUGGUUCUGCUACAGUUGGAAGUAUAAUUUAUAUUAUUGUUGGAAUUUUUGCAUUGGCAAUGUGGAUUCCAGCUAGAAAUUAUGCAACUGUUAUAAUAUUUGCAUUAAUCCAAGGUGCUUUAAUGGGUUCUCUCUAUGUUAUAAUCGCACCAUUGAUUGCUAGAUGCUUUGGUAUAAAUAAAAUGAAUAUGAUCUUUGCUUAUACAUGGUUCUUUUUGGGAUUACUGGGUAUAUUUUCACCUGUAAUUGGUUUAAAAUUAACAACAGGUUCUGCAUCAGGUUAUGAUCCUACAAGAUAUGUUGAUCCAGCAAUUUUCAGUGGUGUUGUAUUUUUGGCAUCUGGUGUUUCAUUACUUUUAAUUAAAGGUCAUUUAACUGCAAGAGAUUAUGAAUUAAAUGCAAAAGAAACAUUAUUGGAUACUGAUAAAUUAGUUGAUACAAAAGUACCAAUACGUAAAAUGAUUACAAACAUUUUUAGAAAAAAUCUACAACCAGCAUAA
Molecule: messenger RNA, 1488 nt
Organism: Insectozyma verbasci
Lineage: Eukaryota; Fungi; Ascomycota; Pichiomycetes; Serinales; Debaryomycetaceae
Source: the annotation of a GenBank genome assembly